Branchiostoma floridae (Florida lancelet) is the source of this 928-nucleotide messenger RNA. RefSeq lists its product as uncharacterized. Bases 104 to 928 code for a protein of 274 amino acids. Gene Ontology annotation, molecular function: nucleic acid binding; zinc ion binding. The record is from RefSeq and is a predicted model, not a curated record. The transcript has a single exon. Lineage: Eukaryota; Metazoa; Chordata; Leptocardii; Amphioxiformes; Branchiostomatidae.
GCAGGAAGUUAGCGUUCUGGAGCCACAGGAACGGGGGGACCCCCAGAAGAUUUUAGACACGUUAAAGAGGGCAUUCAAAGACACAGUUUCGGCCAAUAUUAUUAUGGGUAGGUUCUACAGUCAGAGGCAGGGGCCAGACGAGACAGUGCGGGCAUAUGCGGUACAGCUGCGGACCCUGAUGCGCCGGGCCCGUAGACAGGACCCCCAAAUUUGCGCUGACCCCGACAAGGCGCUCCGCGACCAGUUUGUCGAGGGGCUCAAAGAUAAAGACGUAAGGCUAGAACUCCUGCGCCGAGUCCGUCGACAUGAGACCCUCACGUUUGCGGAGGUGAAAGAGGAAGCUCUCGAGCUAGUGGAGGCAAACACCCGAGUGCGAGGUGUACAGGUGCGCGGUGCGAGCGCGGCUGAAGCUAUAGAUCAAGACGCGUCGGGCACCGCCACCUUGUUGCCAGCACCCGGGGGCGCCUCUCCAGACGCCAUCUCGCUGAUGCGUCAAGUAGAGGAACUCCGGCGGGAACGACAUGGGCUUUUAGAGCAAAACCACUAUUUGUCCAGGGUAGCGGGUACUUUGUGUAGCGAAAUAGAGAAUUUGAGGGGUCGAUCUCAAGCCCAGGCCGGGCCCCGCCAGUCAGGUGGGCCGAAUCCGCGAAGCCAAUCGGGCAGUAGAAAUAAUAACGGGUAUCGCUCCUCCGGCCGGAACCCCCGGCGCGGAUUCACGGCGGACCGUAGGCCUAUAUGCUACUCGUGUAAUGAGGAGGGGCACAUGAGUCGCAACUGUCCCCAGGUAGACGCGCCUCCAGCGGCCGGGCACCAGUCUAACCCAUUGACUCCGCCCAACUCAGAUCGGCUCAAUGGCACCCGCGAUUCAGGGCCGGGGUCACUAAACUGGCAGGCUCCGCCAGCGGGGGGCGACUCGCGGAGACAAUAG